GCUAUUAAAAUAACUGGUUUUGGUUCACUUUACAGUGGUAAUGUGAUACAAAUACACUAAUAUUAUUUCAAUGCUGACAAACUGUACGUUUAAUAUACAAAUAUUUAAUAUAUCUCCAAUAAUUCGAGGUAUGAUGAGUGUGAAAAACUUUUUUGAACUGUUUACAUCCUAAUGAUAUGUAUCUUUUGAGAAUCAUGCGUGUUCUAAGUGCCAUCGAUUCGCUCACGUACACAAACCACAACGCGUCGAUGAUGCUAAAAUAAGCGUUCUAUAAGCGACUCACUAGACUUUGCGUCAUAGAGGUUUCGCCCUCUCAUUCAUUUGAAGCACAUUAUCGGAACCUGCUGCCACAGAAAGCAGUAAGUGUGAUGACCACGUGAUCGUGUGUGAUGUAGAGAUGUGCGUGCCCCGCCCCGCCCCUCAUCAUCACACACGCUGCGCUACUACACUAAUGUCAAUGGUUAUGGAAGAAGAGUGGACACAUUGUGAACACCGUUUAGAGAUAUGAUGCAUGCAUCCACUGUGACUCCAAGCAUCUUGAUGACCACGAACGAGAGUAAGAAUGUGACCUGUGAAAUAUCCUAUGAAGAUGACCGCGUUCCUCUGAUGGUGCUGUAUAUUGUGGUUUUUAUCAUCGGCCUGCCAGCCAACCUGGCCACGGUCUACCUCACCUUCCACCAGGUGUGUCGUAACAACGUCCUCGCCAUCUACCUGCUCAGCCUGUCCGUGUGCGACCUCACGUACCUCUUCACGCUGCCUUUGUGGACGGUGUACGUCAGUAGAAACCACGAGUGGCCCUGGAGCUCCUUGGCCUGCAAAGUGACUGGCUUUGUGUUCUUCAACAACAUGUACAUCAGCAUCUUCCUGCUGUGCAGCGUGUCCAUCGACCGCUAUGUGGCGGUUGUCUAUGCCAUUGAGUCUCGUGGCCUUCGCCAGAAAAACAUCGCUGCUCUUGUGGCGUUUUUGAUCUUCAUGGUGGUGGGCUUGGGUCACGUGCCCGUCUUCAUCAUGUCUGAAGGCAAUGCUGCGGAAGGAAAACACCAUUGCUUUGAGCCCAGCCAGAGCUCAGCGGUAGUUACGGGAUUCAGCUACGCUCGCGUUUGCAUCGGCUUCUUUAUCCCCCUUGCCAUCCUGAUCUUCACCAAUAGAGCCAUUCUUGCCAACGUUCAGGCCAGUACGAGCCUCCAGCCUCAUCAGAAAGGGAAGGUGCGCUACCUGGCGGUGGCUGUGGUAGCGUUGUUUUUGAUCUGUUUCACUCCGUACCACAUUAUCUUGCUGCUGCGUGCCAUCAUCUUCCACUUCCCCAAGCUGCUAGAGGAUUGUAACUUUAAACAGCACAUCUACAUGCCCUAUAAAAUCUCCUUAGGAUUGUCGACAUUCAACAGUGCCUUCAACCCCAUUCUCUACGUACUCUCCAGCAACAACGUCCGUCAGGAGAUCAGAAGAGGCAUGGCAUCGCUGUGUAACAAAGUCAGCUUGAGUCAGCACUCCACGCACAGCAGCCAGCACAACAUGCACAGCUCUAAAAGCAAUUCAGACCCCGUCCCAACAAUGGGCAGUCAAAUGGGAACAGCUUGUCCCACUGCAUGCUAAAAUUUUAGAUGCAUUGGACAUUUUUUGCUUAUUACUUGGAAGAAAGACAAAUCAAGGUUGUUGAAUGAUCAAUACAACAACAACUUGAAGUUUGACAGAUCUUGCAAAAAACUAAAAAAGUGUAUUUCCUGUUAUCAUUGUGAUCAUUUCACACCUCCGUAUCUACUUCCAUCACAGAAUGUUUCUAUAACACCCAGUCUGAGCUGCAGCUUCUGAAUAUCUUGGUCUUCUAUCUAUAUAGCAUUUCCUCCAGAUUGUGGUGAUGAGCACAAACUCAACAGACAUGAAAUGGCAAUCUGACCCACUUUUAAAGUGAUUCACAUCACGUUUUGUUUUUGCAUGGCCUUUAUCUAAAAUCAAUCAUAUCAAAAUAACCGAUACUGUGCAUGAAAGGAGUUCCAAAACAAAAUAUUAGAUGAGAUUGUGUAUAAUUCUCAGAAUUUCUGCUCAGAAUUUCAGACAUAAUGUGGGAUAACAUUCUGUUUACUUGCUACUAAGUGCCUCAAAACUGAUCACAGAUUUGGUGCUACAAACUGGGCAAAUUAUGGCAAAUCCAGUGACCAAUUUAUUGUAGCAGCUCAGUACUUAGUAAACAUGAUUUGUGCAGCUGCAAUCUCAUACAGUGUUUCAAGUCAGCCAAUCAGAUUAGAGCUUGCUGUUUCACACUAUCAGAAAAAAAAUGUGCAAAAUUUGUACUUUUAGGGGUACAAUGGCUUAUCACUGGGACAGAAGUUGCGAAGGUGUCCCUUUUAAGGUACUGCCUCAGUGACAAACUGUUAUAUUCCUAAAGGUACAAUAUUUUUGUUUCUUUGGUUUUUUUUUUUAUUCCUCUUGAGAGUUUGCCUUUUGUGUACAAUAAAGCUUCAAAUGGUGGAUGGUGUGUUGGCUAAUGUCUGAGACUGACUGUUUCAAACGACAUACAGCAUCACAUUUUUAUGUUCUCACAUAAUUUACUGUAAUACAGAUUCAGUGUAUUGUUUUGUAAAUUGAAUGUCAGUGUUAAACUGCAUGCCGUUUGAUGACAGUGUUCUUUGUUUUAUGUACAAACAUAUUUCCUUAAAUUAUUUUUUUGUGUGUUUUAUAAGAUUUUAUAAUAGAUGUGUUUUGCAUUAUGAUUAUUUUUGUUGUAAUGUUAUUUUAAUACAUUAAUACAGACUUUUUUUAGGUGGAACACUCUAUUUUGCUUGAUUUUUUCCAUUUGUCCUAUUUUCCCAGAUUUCAUUUGUAAACUAGACCAUAAUAAAUUGCAAUCAAGCUUUUCUCAUAAAGUCACCAGUACUGAUAAUUUGGACAUAAUGCUACUCUUUUAAGAAACUGUAAAUAAACUCAAGCGAGAUUACAAGAGAA
This is a messenger RNA of Cyprinus carpio (common carp), 2940 nucleotides long. Its product is annotated as G protein-coupled receptor 132b. Gene Ontology annotation, molecular function: G protein-coupled receptor activity. The record is from RefSeq and is a predicted model, not a curated record. Gene Ontology annotation, cellular component: membrane; cytoplasm. Gene Ontology annotation, biological process: negative regulation of G2/M transition of mitotic cell cycle; G protein-coupled receptor signaling pathway; intracellular protein transport. Lineage: Eukaryota; Metazoa; Chordata; Actinopteri; Cypriniformes; Cyprinidae.